AUGGGAAAUGAGUGUGGAAAGAUUUUGUUUGGCCUGCUGCGUUACCGUAUGGAUCCCACUCCUGUGCUUGCUCUUAAAGAGUGCUCUAAGUCCACCGAGCUGCUGAUCCGCAAGCUGCCCUUCCAGCGCCUGGUGAGGGAGAUCGCUCAGGACUUCAAGACCGACCUGCGCUUCCAGAGCUCCGCCGUCAUGGCUCUGCAGGAGGCCAGCGAGGCUUACCUGGUCGGCCUCUUCGAGGACACCAACCUGUGCGCCAUCCACGCCAAGAGGGUCACCAUCAUGCCCAAAGACAUCCAGCUGGCCCGACGCAUCCGCGGAGAGAGGGCUUAAACUCUCAAACCACCUUUACAACAACACAACGGCU
Micropterus dolomieu (smallmouth bass) is the source of this 364-nucleotide messenger RNA. Its product is annotated as histone H3.3. NCBI's taxonomy places the organism in Eukaryota, Metazoa, Chordata, Actinopteri, Centrarchiformes, Centrarchidae. The coding region runs from base 1 to 330 and encodes 109 amino acids. Gene Ontology annotation, cellular component: nucleosome. The transcript is spliced from 2 exons. Gene Ontology annotation, molecular function: DNA binding; protein heterodimerization activity; structural constituent of chromatin. The record is from RefSeq and is a predicted model, not a curated record.